AUACUGGCAACCCCAGAGCAAACACUGAUUCCCAAUAAUACGCCAAAACAUUCUACAUACCAAAACAAAACUUCUAUUCAGCAUAUUUCUGCUGCCGUUUACAAACCUUAAACAAUGUUUAAGCCGACAUUCAAAUUGGUACUCGUGGGCGAUGCUCAAACGGGCAAAACCUCACUGAUAAAACGCCAUCUCAACGGCACUUUUGAUGAGUUCUACGUGCCCACUGUGGGACACGAUAUACAGACUCUCGAGUUUCGCACAAAACGUGGACCUGUGUGGUUUACUGUCUGGGACACUGCUGGCCAGCCGAGGCACGAGGGCCUACGCGACAUUUGCUACACUGGCAGUCAUUGUGCCAUCAUCAUGUUUGAUGUGACCACAACCGCCAGCUAUGAGAGGGUUGCCUACUGGCAUCGCGAAUUAUUGGCCACCUGCGGCACUAUACCCAUUGUUAUGUGCGGCAACAAGUCGGAGAUUAUCAAGGAUCGUGAGGUCUUCAAAUGGCAGUCGCAGUACUUUGAUAUUUCGGUGAAGAACAACUACGGCUGCAAGACGCCAUUUUGCAGGCUCUUCUAUCAGCUGAUUGGCGAGCGUUUCAAGUAUUGUGCCAUAGUGCGACCGCAUCUAAAAAUGAUACAGGAGCACGAUGAAAAUCAAGAGGCUGCGGAGAUGGAGAUGGAAGUCGACAAGGAAGAGCAAAAGAUACCGGAGGUGCAAAAUGAAGUCAAGCCAAUGGAGAUCGAUGAGGUAUGGCGCUCAAUUUCAAUCCCAAUAAGCGUAGCCAUGAUAGAGAAGAAGGAAAUGGAAGAUAUGCGCAUGGAAAUUGAUGGGGAAGAGUUCUAAAGUCCAACAAGCGAAACCAUUCAGCUAUUUAUAACUCAAGGAAAGCUUAUUUUAAAGCUGAUUUUUCGAAAUUAUUAUAGUUACUGUGAAUAAAAUUUUAACCAAAAGUAAA
Messenger RNA from Drosophila obscura, 955 nucleotides. RefSeq names its product GTP-binding nuclear protein Ran-like. NCBI's taxonomy places the organism in Eukaryota, Metazoa, Arthropoda, Insecta, Diptera, Drosophilidae. The record is from RefSeq and is a predicted model, not a curated record. Gene Ontology annotation, biological process: ribosomal subunit export from nucleus; protein import into nucleus. Gene Ontology annotation, cellular component: nucleus; cytoplasm. Bases 115 to 843 code for a protein of 242 amino acids. Gene Ontology annotation, molecular function: GTPase activity; GTP binding. The transcript has a single exon.